Messenger RNA from Microsporum canis CBS 113480, 4047 nucleotides. RefSeq names its product nucleoporin Nup157/170. Bases 1 to 4047 code for a protein of 1348 amino acids. Lineage: Eukaryota; Fungi; Ascomycota; Eurotiomycetes; Onygenales; Arthrodermataceae. Gene Ontology annotation, biological process: protein import into nucleus; transcription-dependent tethering of RNA polymerase II gene DNA at nuclear periphery; RNA export from nucleus. Gene Ontology annotation, cellular component: nuclear pore inner ring; nuclear pore. The transcript has 5 exons. Gene Ontology annotation, molecular function: structural constituent of nuclear pore. The record is from RefSeq and is a predicted model, not a curated record.
AUGAGCUUCCCAUUCACACCUACACCAAAGCCACCAGGCACAUAUUUCCAGACUCCGGCGGCCUCGCACACUCAUGGACCUCUUUUCACCUCAAGACCUCUCUCUCCGCCCUCGGGCAACGCUGCGGGCUCGAAUCUAGCUGCCUCGACCGCCGCUCGUCCCAAGAUGCCCACAUCGGACAUAAAGGCAAAGCCUGAAGUAAUAAUCGAACGCGUUGCGCAGGUAGAACGAAGAAAAUCAAAGGCUAACUUUGUUAUAUUAGAGGGUUUCUCCUCCGAUUACGAUAUCCCUAGCUCACCAUCAUGGGCGCCGUUCCAGAAAGUGAAGAUGUAUAGGAUCCCAGAUCAGAUAUUCGAUCAGUAUAACCGCGCGCAAGUUUCUACCAGCAUGGGCUUGUUUGCGGAACUAAACCACGCCUGGGUCACAAUCGACAAUGCGCUCUAUCUCUGGGACUAUACGCUUCCAAAUCCCCAAUUGGUUGGAUUUGAGGAGCAACCUAACAGCAUCAACACUGUCAAACUCGCGCGGCCGAGAAAAGGCGUGUUUCUACCAGCAAUUACCCACUUGCUCAUCAUCUCUACAACCGCGGACGUCUUCCUCCUGGGUCUUGGAUGUGAAAAUACCGGUGGCUUUAAGACGGUAACUUUAUACCAAACCGGCAUGUCAGUUCCUAUCAGAGGGUUAGAUAUCAAUGUCCUUGCAUCGUCCGAUUCGACCGGACGGAUCUUCUUUGCUGGGUCUACCGACAAUGAUGUCCAUGAACUUACCUAUCAGCAGGAGGAACGAUGGUUCCAGGGCCGCUGUGGUAAAGUCAACCAUACAACUAAGAGCUUCACCGCAUUUGCGCCUCAAUUCAACCUCCGAAACAAACCAGCUGAGUUUGUAGAACAAAUGGUAGUUGACGAUAGCAGGAAUCUCCUAUACACCCUGUCUUCGAAUUCAUCAAUUCGAGUCUUUCACCUGAAAGCUGAUGGAUCCGUCAAUCUUACUAUUACCAAGACCGCAAUCGAUAUUUACUCUAACAUUGGCCAUAUCAUCAGCUCUAAUGAAACACUCAACCCUAGAAUCAAAAUCGUUUCGAUCAGCCCCAUUCCAGCGCCAGAGGCCUCCAGAUAUCAUUUAGUAGCUACGACUGCCACUGGUUACCGGAUAUACCUCAGUGCUACCGGCUCAUAUAGCUGGUCGGCUAUUCCCAAUGCCACUAAUGCUCCUACAAGCAUGCAAGCACAACAUGUCAAAACUCCACCGUCUGAUUCUCCAUCCGGUCAACUGCCACAAGUGGCUCCGAUACCAGGAGCCCCAUUCCAGCCUACAGGGCCUUCAAAACUCCCAAUACACUCGCUGAACCCUACUAGCUCCGCUGAACGGUUCCCUCCCGGUUACUUUUUCUGUCUCACGCAGAAAGACCCCUCAAAACAAGCAGAUACGUUGUUUAUCUCUGCCCCUGACUCCGGAAAACUUGCACUACCACGAGAUCCUUCUAUGCCCGUAAAACCAGAGGAAACUGGCAUUUGGCUCACUCUUGGCAGUCGAGCUGAGGCAAUUGGCCUCUAUACUCCAUACGACCAAGGUGGCCCAACGAGCGGUGGCUUUGGGAAUGAGCUAUCUGUUCAGUUCGAUAAGCCUGCCACUGAGAUUGCUAUUUUAACUAACACUGGGGUUCACAUCAUUCGCCGAAGACGGCUCGUCGAUAUGUUUGCUUCACUCAUUCGUAAUUCGGAUGGUGAGGAAGGACUAGAUGCUCAAGUCCAGGCAUUUAUUCGGAUAUACGGCCGAAGUGAAACGAUAGCCACUGCGCUCGCAGUGGCGUGUGGCCAAGGAAUGGAAGUUUCACCAGAUUCUCGUCUUUCGAAGAUUAAUGAUCCUGAUGUUCUCGACUUUGCCCGAAAGGUUUUCAUAGAGAAGGGAGGGAAGCCAACUAUUAACGAAAACGCAGUUACUGAUGGGUCUGUCCCAGCCAUUGAUACGGUUCUGCCUUCUCCUCGGCAUGCAGGCAUCGCUUUGUAUACUUCCCGGCUUCUUCGAUCUAUUUGGAAAACUGUAAUAGCAAAGCAAGGGCGAACGCCUUCUGGGGGCCUUUCUAUAUCUCCAGCAGUCCCUACUACCUCAUUACUUUCCGUCCAACGUGAUCUUUCUGCCCUUCAGGAGUUUUUCAACACCAAUCGGACUUUCAUCGAAGGAUUGAGUGGACCUGAUGCGCUAUCGAAGGUCACCACAAAACAAGAGGAAGUUGCUUUGCAAGCUGAGCAUCGUGGCCUUCACUCUCUUGUACAGCUAAUCUCCCAUACAAUUGAGGGAAUCUCGUUUAUUUUGGUUCUUUUUGACGACAGAGUUGAGGAUGUCAUUACCCUGCUGAACGAGGAUGCUAGAAACCGUUUCUUAGAGUUGACAUUUGAGCAGCUCUUCGCCACAUCUAGGGGGCAUGAAACAGCAAAGGAACUUGUCAAAGCCAUUGUGAACUGCAACAUUGCCAAAGGCUCUAACGUUGAAACAGUCGCUGAAGCUUUGCGACGAAAGUGCGGCACUUUCUGUAGCUCACAGGAUGUCAUUGUAUUCAAGGGUCAGGAGCUUCUCAAGAGAGCGACAGAGGCCGGUCCAAACUCGGAGAUUGGUCGAAACCUACUGAAUGAGAGCUUGAUGCUUUUCCAGCAAGUGUCGGAGAGCCUCCCCAUGGACUACCUAAAACCCAGUAUCGACCAAUAUAUCAAAAACCAAUUCUUUGCAGGCGCAAUACAACUUGCCCUCAGUGUAGCCGCUGAUUCUGAUAAAGCAAACCAUGCGCUUUCUUGGAUUAUGGAUGGAAGACCAGCUGAGGACCCCCGACAGAAUAGUUAUGAAUCUCGGCAGCAAUGCUACGACCUCAUUUACAAGGUGAUCCUUGCUGUAGAUGAGCUUUCUGAGCAAGACAACUCUGAGGGCCCAUACAGCCUCAUAGCACGAAGGAGAGCUGAAGCAUACGACGUAAUUACCACCUCGCGGGACGAGGUUUUCCUCACUAGCCUUUAUGACUGGUAUCUCGCGCGCGGGUUAAGUGAUAGACUCCUUGAAAUUAGGUCCCCGUUUGUUGCUACCUAUCUUGAGAGAAAAUCAACAGAGGAUGUAUUCCACGCCGACUUACUCUGGAAAUAUUAUGCCCAAUCCGACCGAUUUUAUGACGCGGCUGUCGUGCAAUUGCAACUCGCGAAAAGCCCAUUCAAGCUUACUUUGAAUCGAAGAAUCGAGUACCUAGGUCAGGCAAGGGCAAAUGCAUCGGUGCAUUCACCUGAUGUUGGUCGAGCAACACGACAACGUUUACAGCAUGAAGUUGAGGAACUUCUGGAUGUCAGCCAUGUUCAAGAUGACCUAUUGCAACGCCUAAAGGAUGAUGUAAGGCUAGAUAGCGAUCGCAAAGCUGAUGUACUGGAGGCAAUGAAUGGAGGCAUCAUGGAGAUUAGCAAGAUGUUCAACGAAUAUGCAGCUCCUGGGAACUACCAUGAUAUCUGCCUUCAGAUAAUGUAUCUUGCAAACCACCGAAAUGCUUCAGACAUCACCACUACCUGGCAAGACUUGAUCCAGGGAGUCCAUGAAGAGACGCUGAAGAAUGGGACGCCCCUACCAUAUGAAGCCGUUAUCGAAAAGGUUCGCAGCCUGGCACAUAGACUCAGGAUGUCUGACGUUGCUUUCCCUGUUAAAACUCUCCUUCCUAUGUUGGAGCGGUACAAGCUUGAACACCAGAAGAAUGACGGGCCUCCAACCUGGGUUGUUGAUCUCUUCCUUGAACUACAGGUUGAGCCGGAGGUGCUAUAUACCGUCCUUGAGUCUUUGUUUUAUAACGACGAGGUACCUUUUCAUGGAGCCAAUCGGAAAUACAUUGGCAAUGAUCUCGCAUACCUUAUUUCAAGAUGGUUCAACGAAACAGCCCGGCUCGGCGGCGCGGCGUUCGGAAGCGAUGUAAUUGCCGCCAGGGUCUCGGAAAUGCUACUCCUACUACAGCAGUCUCGAUUGGAUAAGGAUGUAGUGCAGGCAUGUCGAGAUAUGAGGGUGAGACUUGAGCAGUCCUUCCGUUAA